UGGUAUCCAGGACUUUGGAUACAUUUGGAGUACCAUGGCGAAACAUAGUCACAUAAACGGUGCUAUUGGCAUGAUUGGGUACAUGCCACGUACAAGGCAAUGUAUAUUUAGGAUUCCUAGGGUUAACAUCGCAUCUUAUAUCGUGGAUGGAGUUACUAUUAAAGGUAACCACCAGAACUCACAAAUGCAUAUUUCCCGGAGGUUUUCACACCAUUCCGCACAAAAGGGGAAGUAUUACACCAAUAGAUUCUACAUGAAAAAAUGUAGCUCAUGCUCAUCGUGGAAUAACCUGGUGGUAACACAAUGCGUACACUGCCUAACACCACUGGGAGAUAGUGAUAUUAGAUUAAGGACCAUAGACCCAUUGUGUCGAACUGCAAAUGCCAGGAAAGGCGAAGCAUUUAUUGAACAUGAGAAUUACGUCAUACUCGAAAGAUGCUUCGAUUUCACUAUUAUGCUAUAUCCACAACCCUCAGCUGCAAUACAUAUAUCAGCAGUGCCAAACGGUACUUUCUAUGAUAUAAAAAACUUUAGGAAAACGCAUUUAACAAUGAUCAAGAAGAUGAAAGAACGUUGUGAUAUGUUAAUGAAGCAUAUAAUAGCUGGGCGCGCUGGACCUGAAUAUUUACAAAAUGAUGACUUAGUCAAGCACCUAAGGGAGUUAACAAAGGAGGCACGUGUCAACCAACAAAAGAUUACAACCAGCGAUAUUGUACAGCAUGCAGUCUAUGGCUUUAACUACCCAAAUAGAUACUCACAUGUAGGAAUGCACGGCAUGCUGCCGCCAUUCAAGUCAUACAGUGUCUUCCAAAGCCCGUUCUUCUACCCACUGUCCAAGGUCAUAUCGGAUUUACACAACCUAUCACAGGUGAAACCCUAUACACCAGAGGAAGCCAAGGAGCUGUACAACCACGAUAUCAUCAUGGAGGACAUAGUCGAUCUAGAUAAAACAUUCAGGGCACAAUAUGGCCUUGAGUGAUUGGUUACACCAAACAUGCUUAGU
Messenger RNA from Babesia bovis T2Bo, 1003 nucleotides. RefSeq lists its product as uncharacterized. Lineage: Eukaryota; Apicomplexa; Aconoidasida; Piroplasmida; Babesiidae. The coding region runs from base 35 to 979 and encodes 314 amino acids. The transcript has 2 exons. The record is from RefSeq and is a predicted model, not a curated record.